GCGCCGCGCGCGAAGGAAGGCCCCUGUCCCAGUGCGGAGCUGCCGGGAAACGAAACUGAACUGUGGCGGAGAGGAGUUGGGGGGAUUCGGCCUUCUUUCCUCUCUCUCUCGAGCCCAGGCACGUGUCUGGAGGGGGCUGAGGCUCGGCCUUCCCGGUCUUCUCUGCCCUCAUCUCCCGCUCCGGCCUAAGACAGAGCCUCCCCCUUCCCCUCGUAGAAAAUGAAGCGACGAGCAGAACCUGAAUAUAGCAGUCCCCUAAAGAGGCAGAAGAAAAGGAUCGAAGAGUUAGGUCUCACCCUCAGCUCCACAUCAGAUGAUGAAACGCAACUUGGUAAUCAUGCAGCUCAAGAGUCUUCCACCACAAGCAGCAGCGAAUCUGACGGCGAGAUCAGUGAGAGGCGGCCUGUCCUUGGCUCUUUCAGCAAUAAGUUCAGCGCAGACUCCCUUGUACAGGGCACAUCCUCCCGAUACUCCAUGUAUAACAGCGUGUCCCAGAAGCUUAUGGCCAAAAUGGGUUUUCGAGAAGGUGAAGGUCUCGGAAAAUAUGGCCAGGGGAGACAAGAGAUCGUUGAGGCCUCCAAACAGAAAGGAAGACGAGGUCUGGGGCUGACUCUGAAAGGAUUUGAUGGAGAAGUCAGCAUCAACUGGAAGGAUGAGCCAGAGGCUAGUGCUUAUGAGCAAGUGGACUGGUUCCCAGAAUGUACCACUGAAAUUCCAGAUGCUGAGGAAAUGAAGGAUUGGAUGACUAUAGGCAAGAAAAAACUGGUGAUUGAUGAUGAAACACAUUUCUGUGGAGAAGAACUCCUACAGAAUAUGCUUCAGUGCAAGAGUGUGUUUGAUGAGCUGGAUGGAGAGGAAAUGCGCCGAGCUCGUACAAGGUCCAACCCCUAUGAGAUGAUCCGCGGAGUCUUCUUCCUAAACAGAGCAGCAAUGAAGAUGGCAAACCUAGACUACGUCUUCGACCACAUGUUUACAAACCCAAAGGAUUCUAGAGGGAAACCUCUAAUCAGAGAUCGUGAUGCAGAACUCCUGUACUUUGCUGAUGUAUGUGCUGGCCCCGGGGGCUUCUCAGAGUAUGUCCUCUGGAGGAAGAAGUGGCAUGCAAAAGGUUUUGGCAUGACCUUAAAAGGACCAAAUGAUUUCAAAUUGGAGGAUUUCUUUGCUGCUUCUAGUGAGCUCUUCGAGCCUUACUAUGGUGAAGAAGGAAUUGAGGGAGAUGGAGACAUCACCCGUCCCGAGAACAUCACUGCCUUCCAGAAUUUUGUGCUGGACAAUACAGAUCGCAAGGGGGUACAUUUCUUGAUGGCUGAUGGGGGUUUCUCUGUUGAGGGUCAGGAAAACAUCCAAGAGAUUCUAAGCAAGCAGCUGACUCUUUGCCAGUUCCUCACAGCACUCUCUGUCAUACGAACAGGAGGGCACUUCGUCUGCAAAACCUUUGAUCUGUUCACGCCAUUCAGUGUUGGCCUCGUAUACUUGCUCUACUGCUGCUUUGAGCGCGUGUCAAUCUUCAAACCUGUGACGAGUCGCCCUGCCAAUUCUGAAAGGUAUGUGGUAUGCCGAGGAUUGAAGUCUGGAAUUGAUGACGUGAGAGACUAUCUUUUCUCGGUGAACAUCAAACUCAAUCAGCUACGCAACACAGACCAGGAUGUAAACCUCGUUGUCCCUUUGGAAGUAAUCAAUGGUGACCAUGAUUUCCAUGAUUACAUAAUCCGAUCAAAUGAAAGACUUUGCGCUGUUCAGAUCAAAGCACUGGCCAAAAUCCGUGCCUUUGUUCAAGACACAACCUUGAAUGAACCACGACAGGCUGACAUCCGAAAGGAGUGCCUCCGACUCUGGGGGAUUCCAGACCAGGCCCGAGUUGCUCCAUCCUCUUCUGAUCCCAAGUCCAAGUUCUUUGAGCUAAUUCAGGGUGCUGACAUGGAGAUCUUCAGUUACAAACCAACACCUCUCAACUCAAAAACCUUGGAGAAAAUCCGACCUGUGCUGGAUUACAGGUGCAUGGUGUCAGGAAGUGAGCAGAAGUUCCUUCUAGCACUAGGGAAGUCUCAGAUAUACACUUGGGCUGGUCGCACAUCAGAUCGCUGGACCAAACUGGACUUGAAAACAGAAUUACCACGGGACACUCUUCUGUCUGUGGAGAUAGUUCAUGAGCUGAAAGGAGAGGGAAAAGCACAGCGAAAAAUUAAUGCCAUCCACAUCCUGGAUGCCCUGGUGAUAAAUGGUAGUGAUGUCCGGGAACAACAUUUCAAUCAACGAAUUCAGCUAGCAGAGAAAUUUGUAAAAGCCGUCUCUAAACCUAGCCGGCCAGAUAUGAACCCAUCCGUGAAGGAGGUAUACAGGCUAGAGGAUAUGGAAAAGAUUUUUCUAAGGUUAGAGAUGAAGAUCAUCAAGAGCUCAGGUGGAACCCCACGGCUGUCCUACACUGGCCGUGACGACAGACACUUUGUUCCCACAGGAUUGUACAUCGUUCGGACUGUCAGUGAUCCAUGGACCAUGGCAUUUAGCAAAAAUUCUAAUAGGAAAUUUUUCUACAACAAGACGACACAUGCAUCAACAUAUGAACUGCCUCAAGAAUCUGUUGCAUCAUUUCAAAUUUGCUACUUCAGUCGCCUCUUCUGGGAGUGGGGGGGAAGCGUCAGAGUGCACGACUCUCAAAAAAGGGACAGUUCGGAGAAGCUAUCCAAAGACGCUGUCUUAUCCUUCAUCAGACUCCACUCGCCCUACGACCAGCUCCUCACGCGAUCCUGGGGGACAGGAAAUGAGCCUGGGUUGGAAUCUUCAGCAGCUGAUUAGAAUCAAGUUUCUUCCAGCUGCUUGCAGUGAGCCAUGGAGGAAAACUAUGUCAAGGAAGCCUGUCCGGGUGGUAGGGGAAUCAGUGCAAAACAAAUGGGAAUGGCUUCCGACUGCAAACUAACUCUGUACAUAAAUACUGCUCUGGGCAGUUUAUCCUGCAAGUACCACAGAGGUAAGAUUCCUGGAGCAGAGGACAUUCUUCUGGAUUGAUCCCCACCAUCUCUUUCUAGGGCUUUCCCCACCUGUGCGACAACCACCUGGCCUCCAUGUAGCAGAAGGCACAGCGAGCAAGAGGAUGCACACAGCUCCUGUGUCGUGCUUGUAAGAGUGGGAGACAAUGUAGCUGGAGGGAAGAAUGGAUUUUUAAAGGCCUCAAUUUGUCCUUUUUGGUGCCUCUGCUUUAGGAGCCUGGUGUGAAUUCACUGGGAAGUUUGGCUCUCGCAGCGCUACCUCCUUGUGGCUCAUGCCUAGGGAGUUCUGGGUGCUAGAGGGGAGACAACUGGGCAAAUGGAGGUAUUGAUUGUAAUGGUUCAGGGGUAGUUACUGCCGACAGUGACUUGCGACUAUGUUGAAAGCUGGGUUUCAUGCUUCUAUGCAAAGUAAGUUUGUUACGUUUUCCCACUCUCCACUUUCAGUAAUGCAAAUGGGGUCACCCCAAGCAGUUCCAUUUUGAAAUCCUUGAGGCAUGCCUAGUGUUUUUCACUGAGUUCAGCGAGUUGGGAAGAUUUGAAUUUAAGGAUUGGUGGCCUCCAGAAGCAUGUGGUUUGGUUGAACCAUCUGGACUUGAUUUUUCCAGGGUGUCGCCAGCCCUCUUCUAAAUAGGUCACUUUCCCUUGGCCUUUUUAAUUAUUAAAAUAAGCACCAGAAAUCAUUUUUACAUUUAGAUCAAAAUUUCCUCUGUAAUGAAGGCACAGGGAUCUUCUUUUUGUUUCCUGCAAUGACGAUGAAAAAUAACCUUUGCUUUUCUGACCUGUAUUUUGGCAUUUAAGCUCUCGUGUGCUGAGAACAAAAGACCAGCUUGAAGGGGCACGAUGGUGCUUCCCCAUGUUGCGACUUUGCUUGAGAUGAAGGCAAACCUUUGCUACGUUUUCUAAUGGGAGCCAGCCAUUAAUACACUGCAAAAGAUUCUGGAGGCAGUGAAGGCACGGAAGUGUUUGCACAUGUUGGCAAGAAGGGGCAGCGUUGACUUAAGGGGUAGCCUAGAUUGUGCCUUAGGAAAUCUGCGAAGCUUCCUGCAAUUGAAGGCACCAUCCAAGUCUCUGCCCUCAUAGCAAAGCACCCAGAACAGGACAUUAACAAGGGACACCCAAGUCUGCUGUGGGAGGUACUAGGCAAGGCACCACCACUCCACACAACCCUUUAUAAACCUCCUUAUAAGCAGAACCUAAAUCUUGUGACCAUUUUUGUGCUUUUAUUAGGCAUGGCCUUCAAGCCUGCUGUUCUUCAGUCACAAGGUUCACAUACAUUCAUACUUCAUUUAUAGCAGUAGCUUAAGCAGUUGUCGAGCUUGAUCAAGGCUUUGCACUACUGGAACUUGUUUGAGGUUCCUUUACUGGAACGGCAACAGGAGUUGCAAGCUGUCUCUUUGCACAGCGGUUGAAGUCUCUGUUAUCAGGCAUGAGGAGGCCACUCCGUAUACUGGAGGGACAUCAGCUGGCCAAGGGGUGGUGCCAACACCAAAGGUUUUGCUUUUUCAGGGCAAUUGUGGCAGGAACAGGGCAAGUUUCAAAUCAAAAUUGCCUUCCUGACGGGAUCAUCCUCUGGGUAGAGCAUAGGGCAGUGCUUCCCCCAUUUUUAUUUCAAGUGGGAAGGGACAAAGGUGAAUAAAUAACCUGACUCCUCUAAUUUGAACAUGGCAUUGGUUUCUGAAAGUACCUGUUUUGAAGAACAGCAUUGUGUGUUUUGAGCUGCCUUCUCCCUGCGCCUAAUAUGACAGCAGAUGAGACUAAUGAGACAUGUAAUUAACAGUGGGUAUUCUAGCUCAGAACCUCCUUACCUGCUGGCAUAGAGUAUUUCAGAAAGGUUUUAUUAUAAGACCUGACUUCCUCUGAUGUUAGUCUACAUUUUUGAGGGCAUUGGUAGGGGAAGUAUGAAUACUGGGGUAGAAUGAUUUCAGAAAUGUCUAUCCUCACUUAAUUCACCUGCGUUACAGCUAAUUUUGUUGCCAUAGGGCUAGUAAAUGGUGUUAGUAAAAGAUCUAAUGGCAUCUUGUGAGGUCAAGAUUCUUCCAUUGCGAAGUACACUAGCUGGGGAGCCUAGCUCUCCAAGUCAUUUCAAGAUCUGUUAAAGGCUGCAUGCCUAACACUAAUGAACAUUAAAGCAGCUUUAUUCCAGUAUUGGGGAAUGGACUCUUGAUAAGUUCAGAUCAUGGAAGGCUAUUAGAAAGACGGCCUGGAUAAUGCAACCUGCUGUUGUUGCCUGUUCUCAUACCAGCCCAUGGGGGAAGGUGGUCAAAAAUGUCUUGCUGAAAGGAAUGUUGACACAAUGUGUUCUGUGAAGCUGUGUACCAUUUGUAUUUGUUCCUCUUCCCUUUUUGUCUGCAUCGCCAAUACAAUCGUUAUAAUUCAGAAAUGU
Molecule: messenger RNA, 5367 nt
Organism: Lacerta agilis (Sand lizard)
Lineage: Eukaryota; Metazoa; Chordata; Lepidosauria; Squamata; Lacertidae
Gene: CMTR1
Product: cap methyltransferase 1
Exons: 24
Coding region: 220-2793 (857 amino acids)
Biological process (GO): 7-methylguanosine mRNA capping
Cellular component (GO): cytoplasm; nucleus
Molecular function (GO): protein binding; methyltransferase cap1 activity; nucleic acid binding
Source: RefSeq, a predicted model, not a curated record